Molecule: messenger RNA, 931 nt
Organism: Diatraea saccharalis (sugarcane borer)
Lineage: Eukaryota; Metazoa; Arthropoda; Insecta; Lepidoptera; Crambidae
Source: the annotation of a GenBank genome assembly
CCGUGCAGUUUGGCCAGUGUGCGGUGUUGGUGUUUCCUUGUUUGUUUUUUUGUUUUACGUUGUGCUAAAGAAAUUGUCAUUUAUAUAGUUCGCCCAGGUGAUAAUAAAGGAUUUUAUUCCUAUAUCAUUCAUUGAAGAUCUUUUUGGCAUCAAUAAAUAGCUACAUAAACCACAUCAAGAUGGAGCAAAUAAUACACCAAGUGGCUCAGAAUAUGGAGAAGCAACUCGACCAUGAGAUCGAGAGGUUGGACGCCCUGGACAGCGGCGAUCUUGAGGCCAUCAGACAACAGCGCAUUGCUGAGAUGAAACAGAGGGCUAAGCAGAAGCAGGAGUGGCUCGCUAAUGGUCAUGGCGAAUACACAGAGAUAGAUGGGGAAAAGGAAUUCUUCACUGUGUGCAACAAGAGCAGUAACGUCGUGUGCCACUUCUACAAGAAUGACACUCCGCGGUGUCGUAUAGUGGAUAUGCACCUUAAGUUGCUCGCGAAGAAACACGUCGAGACCAGGUUCGUCAAGCUGGACGCUGAGAGGGCGCCGUUCCUCACUGGUAGACUCAAGAUCCGCGUGAUACCGACCAUAGCCAUAGUGAAGGAGAACAAGACUAAGGACUUCAUCGUCGGGUUCACUGACCUCGGCAACCGGGACGACUUCCACACGGACAUGCUCGAGUGGAGGCUCGCCAGGGGCGACGUAAUAGAAUAUUCUGGAGAUCUCCUAAAUCCACCGGAGACUAAGAAACAAUCUCUACACAUACAGAAGAAAAGCAUCCGCGGCUCCGCGCAGGACGACGACUCUGACGACUUCAGCGACUAAACGCUGAAUCACUGAUCUGUCACUUUCACAAUAAAGAUUUUCUCCGUCAGAUGUCGCCACAGUUGUUACGAGAGCCGGUAGUGACAUCUGUUGCAACUUCUCGCAAUGAGGAAGUAUUU